Quercus robur (English oak) is the source of this 1355-nucleotide messenger RNA. Its product is annotated as GDSL esterase/lipase At1g31550-like. The transcript is spliced from 5 exons. Gene Ontology annotation, molecular function: hydrolase activity, acting on ester bonds. The coding region runs from base 103 to 1221 and encodes 372 amino acids. NCBI's taxonomy places the organism in Eukaryota, Viridiplantae, Streptophyta, Magnoliopsida, Fagales, Fagaceae. The record is from RefSeq and is a predicted model, not a curated record.
CCAAGCCAAUUAUAAAGGGAAUAAAAAUUUAGAAGCAACAAUAUCAAAGUUGAUUUUGCCUGAUCCCCUCCUCCUCCCACUUCCAUCAUCUCCACUCCACAUAUGGCUCUUUUGACACUUAAACUACCAUUUAUUAUCAAACUCUUCCUAUUUUUAGCCACCAUUAAGGGCGUGGUGGGAUAUUGUUAUACAUCUAUCUUUGGCUUCGGCAGCUCGCUCGCUGAUACUGGAAACUUAUGCUUGAAUCAUGGCUGUCUCUCGCCUCCCUAUGGGGAGACCUACUUCCACCACCCCACAGGACGUUGCUCCAAUGGCCGUCUAAUUAUAGACUUCACUGCGGAGUCUCUUGGACUGCCAUUGGUACAACCAUAUCUUGGGAUUAAGAAUGGAAGUGGAAUAAGUAUUCAAGAAGGUAUAAAUUUUGCGGUUGCAGGAGCAACAGCAUUGGAUGCAUCUUUUUUUGUAGAAAGAGGAAUUGAUGUAGGCACAGACAUCUCUCUAGGAGUUCAAUUGGAUUGGUUCAAGGAAAUUCUUCCAUCACUUUGCAACACAUCUCCAAAAUGCAAUGAAAUCUUUGGAAGUUCUCUAUUUCUUAUGGGAGAGAUUGGAGGCAACGACUACACUUAUCCAUUUUUCCUGCAUAGGAGCAUAGAAGAGAUUCAGACUUUUGUGCCACUAGUGAUUCAAGCAAUCGCUUCAGCCAUUAAUGAGUUGAUUGAGCUAGGGGCAGUGACUCUCAUGGUUCCAGGGAACAUACCAAUUGGAUGCUCUGCAGCCUACCUAACAUCUUAUGAAACUGCAGAUACGGACCAAUAUGACCCUGAAACUGGCUGUCUAAAUUGGUUAAACAAGUUUUCUGAGUACCACAAUGAUCAACUUCAGAAAGAACUAAGUAGGAUCCAAGCACUACAUCCACAUACCAAUAUCAUCUAUGCGGAUUUUUACAAUUCUUCAAUGCGUUUUUAUCGUAAUCCAAGCCAAUAUGGUUUUACUGGAGGAGCACUCACAGCAUGUUGUGGAGGGGGAGGCCCAUACAAUUGCAACACAUCAGCGGAAUGUGGUGAUCCUUCGGCGAGUGCUUGUGAUGACCCUUCAAAGUAUGUUAGUUGGGAUGGUGUACACUUAACAGAAGCAGCAUAUCGAUGGAUUACCACUGGUUUACUAGAUGGGCCAUACACGAUUCCUCAAAUUAGUAUCUCUUGUGUUUCACAAGAUGCAUAAUAUAAGCCGUGGUCCAAUUACAACUUUGUUUGUUACUGUGUGGGUGCUAUGAGUUUUGGCUUUACCUGGAUUGCCCUGUUGGAAAAUUAAGCUUCAUUGGAACGUGUUGAAUUAAAUUACUUCGUUCUGUGGCC